Balearica regulorum gibbericeps (East African grey crowned-crane) is the source of this 696-nucleotide messenger RNA. The record is from RefSeq and is a predicted model, not a curated record. NCBI's taxonomy places the organism in Eukaryota, Metazoa, Chordata, Aves, Gruiformes, Gruidae.
AUGAAGGAAGACCCAGGGAACUACAGACUGGUCAGCCUUACCUCAGUCCCUUGGAAUGUGAUGAAGAAAAUCCUCCUGGAAAGUAUCUCCAAACGCAUAAAGGACAAGAAGGUGAUUAGGAAUAGUCAGCACGGAUUUACAAAGGGGAAAUCAUGCUUGACCAGCCUUACUGCCCUCUCUAAUGAGGUGACUAGCAUGGACAAGGGGAGAGCAGUGGAUGUUGUUUACUUUGAUCUUAGUAACGUUAUGGUCUCCUGUAACAUCCUCAUGGACAAGCUAGCAGGCACCGUUGUAAAAAUCUUGAAUGUGGCUUUUGUCUUUCAGAUCUCACUGCUAGUUGGAUUCAUCAGCGUAAAUAAUUCUCAAUGGACGGAUUACAGUGCAUUCAGCUACUUUCAGAUUGUCACCAUGUGCGACUUGAUUAUGAUUUUGUUCUUCUACAUUAUCCACAUUUUUAGAAUCUACAGGCAGCUCACUUGCGUUAGCUGGCCACUUGCGGAGUUUCUUCAUUAUUUAAUCGGUACCAUUCUGCUUCUCAUCGCAUCAAUUGUAGCAGCAUCCAAGAGUUACAAUUUGACUGGACUUGUGGCUGGAGCGACUUUCGGGUUCCUAGCUACGAUCCUUUGUGUUUUAAGCAUUUGGUCAUCCUACAAGGUUUCGUGCAUCACGCAGUCAACAAGUAAGUAUCAUGCUUAG